Messenger RNA from Pungitius pungitius (ninespine stickleback), 3732 nucleotides. Its product is annotated as bromodomain-containing protein 8-like. The record is from RefSeq and is a predicted model, not a curated record. The transcript is spliced from 20 exons. NCBI's taxonomy places the organism in Eukaryota, Metazoa, Chordata, Actinopteri, Perciformes, Gasterosteidae. Gene Ontology annotation, cellular component: NuA4 histone acetyltransferase complex. Bases 269 to 2803 code for a protein of 844 amino acids. Gene Ontology annotation, molecular function: protein binding.
GGAGAUUAGCAUUUGAGCUAGCUACUCAAUUCUCCGAACUUCCCCGGUAGCGAGAGACUCACUGGAGCCGCGUUGACUUUUAAGGGACAGCGAGCACUCGACGUUUUAACCCCCGUCGCUAGAGGCCCCCCGUCCCCCCCGUCCCCGAACCCCCGAACCCCCGCGUUACAUUCCGUCACGUCAACGGCCGCGUCUCCAUGAACGUCGCGUCUCGCCGGUGUCGUAUUUAUCGCCGGGUAGAUGUGCGCUAUGUCGGGAUGACGGGGAGAUGGCACACGGGGUUGGAAAACACCAGCUACUUGUGAUUGGACCGACAGAGCCAUGGUCAGUGAGGGAGAAGCUGUGUUUGGCCACAUCUGUCAUGAAGAGUGGAGACAAGAACUGGGUAUCCGUCAGUCGAGCCAUCAAACCAUUUGCAGAACCCGGGAGACCGCCCGACUGGUUCUCUCAUAAGCACUGCGCCUCCAAGUACUCAGAGCUCCUGGAGGCAAUCGAGGCCCCGAAGCAGAAGCGCGGCGACGGAGGCGAAGUGGUGGAGCCGGUGAAGGAUGUGAUCGUCCGCAGGCUGACGACCGACAGGAUUGAUGCACUGAGAAAGCUGAUCAAAGAAACACAGGAGAAGCACAGGAAGCUGAAGAGAGAAGCUGAGCUGAUUCAAGCAGGAUGUCUGGAUUCCAAACUGGAAGAGUUAUGGGGAGACAUCCUGCAGAAGAAGAAACUGGAGGAGAAGGAAGCCGAGCUGAAAAGAAAAAACACAAAUGCUGCUUAUCAGGCCAGACAGGCGGCAAAGAGCACAUCCAAGCCGGAGCCCGGCAUCCCCGUGCACUCGCCCUCAGGCUGCAGCUCCCCAAGUCAGGUGUUCUCACCAGGUGACCCGCUGGAGUGUUUGACGCUGGAUCUCGCGUCGAUGAAAAAUCCUUCCGGGUCGGCCAGAUUAACGACGAUUGUCGAGUCUUCUGGACCAGGAAAUGAUGACGUCAGCCCCGGGUCACUUCUGGAUGAUCCCGCCCAAAGGAAGCUCCUGAGCCAGAAAGCCACGCCGCCGCCGUCUCCCCUUCUGUCAGAGUUACUGAAGAAAGGCAGUAUCUUGGCCACACAUUCCAGACUGAUUGGGGAGGGGGACGUGACCACUGCUAAUAUGACAGGAGCACAUGACUCGCAGCUGGCUCCAACUAGCCAACCUCUCACUCAGGCAACAGGCGCCCCGAUGCUGUCGCGUCUCCUGGAGGCGGGCCCCGCCCGGUUUCCCGCCCCGUUAGGUUUCGUGGUCGUUGGCGACUCGGCCUCCAGCGCUCCCCUCUCGGCUGCCACCACGCCUGUGUCUGUUGACUCCCCGGCUUCAGCAAACACAGAGAGGUCUUUGCCCCCUGGAUGCCGGCCUAUCUGUGCCCAGGAGAAGGUGGCGGCGCUCGGCCAGGGGGACGUGAGCUGGAUGAGGGAUGAGCUGGACCUGAAGACGGUGGGGGACAUUAUUGCCAUCAUUGAGGAAAAGACAGACGUGGCCGCGGAGGCUUUGGACGCGGCCGCCGUCGAGGCGGCGCUGUCACUGUGCGAGGAGAACGGCCGUGCUUUGUCUGGCGCCUGGGGGCCCGCGCCUUUCUGCCCCCACGGGUCUCUCCCCCCAGUGCCCACGGGGGUCCGACAGGCCUCGUCUCCUCACAGCAGCCCGCGGGGGAAGACGCAAGUGUUGGUAGUGCACGGCGGGGCUCCUGCUUCGCCCUCCUCUCUCUGCAUCAGUCGAGAGAGCGGCCCGCCGGCAUUUCCCAUGGGGCCGAGGGGCCUUCCUCGCACCUCCUCGUCCUCCACGGGUUCACAGCAGCACCGCACUGCAGCGCCUCCGCGGCCUAAGGCGACGAGGGGGACCCGAGUGUUGGCGCGACAGAAAGGCCGCAUUCCGUUGGAUGUUCCUCUAAAACGUGAGCGUGAGAAGCGGGCACGGCAAAGACCGGGACCCCCCCACGGAGACUCGGUAUUAGAAGAUAGCCCGCUGGCAGCGAGGCGUCCGAAGGGGAUGAGAGCAGAGGACGUAGGAGGAGACGGCGCCUCGGGGACUAGAGCGCGCGGCGUGACGGGAGCGCGGCGAGACGACGAGGUCAGCGGGGCGGACGGAUGCUCGCCGGAGCCGGCGGAGGCGGGGCUUAGCGAGAGCGAGGACAGCUACGGCCUCCACGCGGCCGCCUCCUCCUCCUCCUCGUCGCUGCGGCUGCGCGCGGCGGCUGACUCCGCCCCCAGCAGCCCCACCUCGUCACAGUUUUCCGUUUGCAGCGAGGACCACGAAUCUCUGCAGGCUCACAAGAUCUGGAAGAAAGCCAUCAUGCUGGUGUGGCGUGCGGCGGCUAAUCACAGGUAUGCAAAUGUCUUCCUGCAGCCAGUAACUGAUGAAAUCGCCCCCGGGUACCACGGUAUUGUACAGAGGCCCACGGACCUUGCCGCCAUAAAAAAGAGCAUUGAGACCGGUUUGAUCCGGAACACGGCGGAGUUCCAGAGGGACAUCAUGCUGAUGUUCCAGAAUGCGGUCAUGUACAACAGCCUGGAUCACGACGUGUACCACAUGGCCGUGGAGAUGCAGCGUGACGUCUUAGAGCAGAUCCAGCAGUUUCUGGCCACCCAGCUCAUCAUGGAGGCGUCAGAGGCUGGCAUCAGCGGCAAAAGCCUGAGGGGCCGCGAGCGCACCUGCAAACCGGACGCUCCUGACAAGGACACCGUCUCCAUGUCCUCUCCGGCCUUCCUUCUUUCUCUUUUUGAUGGAGGCACCAGGGGGCGCCGUUGUACCAUUGAAGCUGAUCUCAAGAUGAAGAAAUGAACAUGCAGUAUGACAUGGUUUCCGAGUGGAACCCAAAGAUGUGAAACCAAUGGACUGAAGUUCUCCCGUCAGGGCCACAGACUCCCUCUGCAGAAAAGGCAGAGUCACCUUAUUUGCACUCCAGGGGAAAUGGACUGUAAUAUGGACAAUCUCCUUUCCUGUGAUACAGCCGUACAUACGUGGAUUACAUACAGUAUAAUCCCAGAUUACAAUGGGGCUGAAGGAAAAAGGUCAAACCUUCUGUAGAAUUAGCCUGCUCUGAAUAACAUCAGGUGGUUUACUGUAGAGAAAGAUUGAAGUCACUCCAAGCCUACACAUUGACUGGAUUAAGUGUUCAUGAGACCUGUAUAUGUCAGAUUAGUGUGGUUGAAAACAUUCCAUGUUGGCGAUGAAAUGCAGACGCAGAGGCCAAAGGCUCUGAAGCCAGAAGUGGAGAAUGAUCAGGGGGGGGGUCGUGGUUACAUAAUCAUUUCAAAUAAAACCGUUUUCCUUGCUCGGUGGAAAUCAUAGAAAAUACAAAUCAUGUUUAAAGAUAGCUGUAUUGUUUAUUAAAGGUGCACAUUGUGUCAUUGUCAGUAUUUGAGAAAACUUCCCGUUAAAAGUUAUCUGAACUUUAAAGAUACAAAAUGAAAUGUCAUAAAAAGCCCUCGAUCCAGCAUGUUAAGCGUGAAUUGGCUCAUUUUAUCCACGAUCUAAAUCAAAAGUUGCAGCGGCUCAGAGGAGCACGAGUGCCCCAUUAUGAAUAAGUUCCGCAGUGUUGUUUCUGAGGAACCUGUCCUUACAUGAACAAGUCUACACUCAGACGGGACACAGGAUCUGCUACAAAGCGUCCUUUCAUGUCUUCAAUCCAGACAUCUGGCAUCCGCAGUACUAAAUGGGUUUUAGUUUGACAUGUAGUCAGGGGAAUAAAGUCUUCUUCUGAUGUUUGA